AUGAAUCGAUCUGUGCUUUUGCCGGUGGACUCGCGCGCAUGCGCACAGCCGCUCAGGCUGGUGGGAGGGGCCAGUCGCUGCGCCGGGACAGUGGAGCUCAGACUCAGAGGAGAGUGGAGACGAGUGUGGAAGAAUAGUGAAGUCUGGACCGAGGAGGACUCAGCUGCUGUGUGCAGAGACCUGGACUGUGGGUCUGCUGUUUCUGGACGUAAGAGACGUGGUUUUCCAGACAGUCUUGUGUGGUGGAUCUCACCUGACUGCAUGAAGAGGAGGAAGACUAAAGUGAGAGACUGUGUUUAUGACGACACUUUCUCCCACACGUCUGGUGUGGAGGUGAUGUGUUCAGACUUACUGAACCGUCCAGUCCUGUCCCUCUCUGUGACUGUGGGGGCCUCCCAGGUCCAGGACUCCCAGGUCCAGGACUCCCAGGUCCAGGUCUCCCAGGUCGGGGUGCAGGUGGUGCGUGUGCAGUUGGGGUCUCAGUUCUCGGUCCAGUGCUCGGUGAAGCCUCAGUUCCCAGGAGGCUCCUUCCAGCUGCUCUCUCCCUCUGGGAACCACACCCUGCCUGCUGUCAAUCACUCUGCACACUUCCUGUUCAAUCACACUGGCCCCGCCCACAAAGGAAACUACACCUGUGUUUACCACCUACAGGUGUUCAACCACAGCUUCACCUCCGAGAGCGAGAGACUGGAGCUGAGGCUGGGAGCCCGGAGCGACCCGGCGGAGAGGGCCCAGAGGGAGGGGAGCGACCCGGGGGAGAGGGCCCAGAGGGAGGGGAGCGACCCAGGGGAGAGGGCCCAGAGGGAGGGGAGCGACCCGGGGGAGAGGGCCCAGAGGGAGGGGAGCGACCCGGGGGAGAGGGCCCAGAGGGAGGGGAGCGACCCGGGGGAGAGGGCCCAGAGGGAGGGGAACGACCCGGGGGAGAGAGCCCAGAGGGAGGGGAGCGACCCAGGGAAGAGGGCCCAGAGGGAGGGGAGCGACCCGGGGGAGAGGGCCCAGAGGGAGGGGAGCGACCCGGGGGAGAGGGCCCAGAGGGAGGGGAGCGACCCGGGGGAGAGGGCCCAGAGGGAGGGGAACGACCCGGGGUAG
Messenger RNA from Knipowitschia caucasica, 1089 nucleotides. NCBI's taxonomy places the organism in Eukaryota, Metazoa, Chordata, Actinopteri, Gobiiformes, Gobiidae. The record is from the annotation of a GenBank genome assembly.